This is a messenger RNA of Sesamum indicum (sesame), 1729 nucleotides long. Its product is annotated as 3-oxo-Delta(4,5)-steroid 5-beta-reductase. Lineage: Eukaryota; Viridiplantae; Streptophyta; Magnoliopsida; Lamiales; Pedaliaceae. The record is from RefSeq and is a predicted model, not a curated record.
UUUUUUGGCAUCCUCUCCACAUCUCUAUCUUUUCUCUUCUGGGAUAUAAAACAGAACCACUUCUUACAUGUGGAGAAAUCAUAAACAAUACUAAGUCAUAUACAUUUUUGCCCCUCUCUCUCUCUCCUACGCACACAAUCAAAGUUGAUGAGCUAAACUGUAUUCUUGACUCUGUCCCCUGUUUGCUACUCCACCCUGCUGUAAUACAAAUCCCUUUAAUCCAGGCCAGGAACUCGCACAUAGCAUACAGUAAUUCUUGCUUUCUUGAGGCUGAAGAUGAGCUGGUGGUGGGCUGGAGCUAUCGGCGCUGCAAAGAAAAAAAUCGAGGAAGAUGAGGCACCCCGGAAGCACGAGAGCGUAGCCCUGAUAGUUGGGGUGACCGGGAUCGUGGGCAACAGCCUGGCUGAGAUCCUGCCGCUCGCCGACACUCCCGGUGGCCCCUGGAAGGUCUACGGUGUCGCCCGCCGUCCCCGACCCUCCUGGAAUGAUGACAAUCCGAUCAACUACAUCCAGUGCGACGUAUCCGACCCUGAUGAUGCCCAGGCCAAGCUUUCAACUCUCACUGACAUAACCCACGUAUUUUACGUCACCUGGACUAACAGAUCCACCGAGGCUGAAAAUUGCGAAGCCAAUGGCAAAAUGCUUAAAAAUGUGCUUGAUGCAGUCAUCCCUAAUUGCCCAAAAUUGAAGCACAUCUGCUUGCAGACUGGGAGAAAGCAUUAUAUUGGGCCGUUCGAGAUUUUCGGGAAGAUAGAAACCCAUGAUCCUCCGUAUACUGAGGAUUUGCCCCGAUUAAAUUACAUCAACUUCUAUUAUACCCUUGAAGACAUUCUGUUUGAGGAGGUGAAGAAGAAGGAGGGUUUGACUUGGUCUGUGCACAGGCCAGGGACGAUAUUUGGAUUCUCACCAUAUAGCAUGAUGAAUUUGGUGGGGACCCUUUGUGUGUACGCAGCUAUUUGUAAGCAUGAGGGUGAAGUUUUGAGGUUUCCAGGAUGUAAGGCUGCUUGGGACGGUUAUUCAGACUGCUCUGAUGCAGAUUUAACUGCCGAGCACCAGAUAUGGGCAGCGGUCGAUCCUUAUGCAAAGAACGAAGCCUUCAAUGUUAGCAAUGGGGAUGUGUUUAAAUGGAAGAAUUUCUGGAAGGUAUUGGCAGAGCAAUUUGGAGUGGAAUGUGGAGGGUAUGAGGAAGGCCAGACACUGACAUUGGAGGAAUUGAUGAAGGAUAAAGGUGCAGUUUGGGAUGAAAUCGUGAGGGAGAAUGGCUUGACACCCACUAAAUUGGAGGAUGUGGGGCUAUGGUGGUUUGGAGAUAUUAUACUUGGAAAUGAGUGUCCCUUGGAUACCAUGAACAAGAGUAAGGAACAUGGAUUUUUGGGAUUUAGGAAUUCAAAGAAUUCCUUCAUUUCUUGGAUUGAUAAGGUGAAAGCUUACAAGAUUGUUCCUUAACUUGAUACCUAUCCAGUCUAAGCUUGGUGAGUGGUUGUGUUUCCUUUCUGAUCUAUGUUCCUGUUUUUAGUGCGGCAUGUUGUAGUGUGUUGUUCGACUUUUCCUUAGUGAAUGAUAUUCUGCAAAGAAAGGGAAUAAUUGCUGAAGAUGAAGAAGCUCUGCGAUCUGAAUGUUUAAUAUGGCUUGUAAUGGAGUUACAACAAUGGAUUUUGCGAAUGUUAUGGAACACAUUGUUUGUCAUUGUAGAUUAUAUUGUUGGUUAGAUAAUUCUUGUUUGCUGUCU